This is a messenger RNA of Phascolarctos cinereus (koala), 1573 nucleotides long. Its product is annotated as serpin B6-like. Gene Ontology annotation, cellular component: cytoplasm. Lineage: Eukaryota; Metazoa; Chordata; Mammalia; Diprotodontia; Phascolarctidae. The record is from RefSeq and is a predicted model, not a curated record. Gene Ontology annotation, biological process: negative regulation of endopeptidase activity. Gene Ontology annotation, molecular function: serine-type endopeptidase inhibitor activity.
GGUCUUCAGAGAUGAGGCAGGCGUGCUCGGAAGGACCCUGAUCCCACAAUAGUUUCUCUUAGCACCGGGUUUCCAGUAUGCCCCAAGUCAGAAGCUUCUCUCUGACUCCUCCCACAGUCCAAUAGUGGCUAUUCCCGGGCCCUGGGGCUCUGGCUUCCCUGACUCAGCUGCUAGAGCUUUAAACGGAGCCGCCUGGGCUUAACAGCCAAACUUCUCUCCAAGGUUGCCAGAAGAGGUGUUGAAGGUAGCCGCAGCAGCAGCGCUUACCGCAGCCCCUACAGCAAAUUCAGGCAUGCUAUGAUGGCUGCUCUCUCUGAAGCAACCAACACCUUUACCUUGAAUGUUUUUAAAAAAAUUAGUGAAGAAGAUGCCUCACAGAAUGUGUUUUAUUCUCCUCUGAGCCUCUACUGUGCCUUGGCUAUGGUCUUAGAUGGGGCCAAGGGAAAUACUGCUGCACAGAUACAACAGGUUCUUUCUUUAAACAAAGGUAUAGAUGUCCACCAAAGUUUCCAGUCUUUUCUUGCAGAAGCUAAUAAAUCUGGUAGCCAAUGCCUGCUAAGAAUUGCCAACCGGCUCUUUGGAGAAAAGACUUGUGAUUUUAUCCCAUCUUUUAAGGAAUCCUGUCAGAGAUUCUACCAUUCCAGUAUGGAAGAACUUGACUUUGCAAAUGCUCCAGGGGAAGCAAGAAUGCAUAUAAAUAAGUGGGUAGAAGAAAAGACAGAAGGUAAGAUUGCAGAACUGCUAGCUAGUGAUUCCAUUAAUUCACUGACCUCUCUGGUACUUGUGAAUGCCAUCUAUUUCAAAGGAAAAUGGGAAAAACAAUUUGACAAAAGCAAGACAACAGAAAAGAUGUUCAAAAUCACCAAGGAGAAGCAGAAACCAGUACAGAUGAUGUUUCAGAAAUCUACAUUUAGCAUGACCUACAUAGGAGAAGUGUUUACCAAGAUCCUGGUUCUGCCUUAUGUUGGAGGACAAAUGGACAUGAUAAUUUUGCUUCCAGAUGAGAACAUGGAUCUAAAAACAGUGAGAAAAUUGGGAAAAGGACUUACUUCUGAGAAAUUAGCAGAUUGGUUAAAUCCAGAAAUGAUGGAUGAAACUGAGGUGGAAGUUAUCCUUCCCAGAUUUAAAUUGGAGGAGAAUUUAGAUAUGGAAUUCAUUCUUCGAAAAUUGGGGAUGUCAGAUGCCUUUGAUGGAUCCAAGGCUGACUUUUCUGGGAUGUCAGCCAGGCAUGACCUGUAUCUAUCCAAGGUUGUACACAAAGCUUUUGUGGAAGUUAAUGAAGAAGGCACAGAAGCAGCUUGUGCCACUGCAGCUGUCAUGAUGAAGCGAUGUGCAAGAAUUACUCCACGAUUCAUAGUUGACCAUCCUUUCCUUUUUCUUAUCCGAGAUAACAGCUCAAAAAACAUUUUGUUUUUGGGCAAAGUAAUCUCUCCAUAAAGACCCCUGAUGGAGUCGUUACUGUCUUGCUAUUUAUACCUGUUUUACCCAGACUCUUAUGUAUGUAUAAUCCAAAGGGUCCUUAUCAACAUGAUGAUAAUAAUCCAAAAAUAAAAUUCUUGAUUCAGAAAUUGUC